Venustampulla echinocandica is the source of this 645-nucleotide messenger RNA. RefSeq lists its product as uncharacterized. The transcript has 2 exons. The record is from RefSeq and is a predicted model, not a curated record. NCBI's taxonomy places the organism in Eukaryota, Fungi, Ascomycota, Leotiomycetes, Helotiales, Pleuroascaceae. The coding region runs from base 1 to 645 and encodes 214 amino acids. Gene Ontology annotation, molecular function: DNA-binding transcription factor activity, RNA polymerase II-specific; zinc ion binding. Gene Ontology annotation, biological process: regulation of DNA-templated transcription.
AUGCAUGGAUCAUCGGCUGGAUUCCGAUCGCGCCAAAGAACUUUCACUUCUUGUACGGAAUGUAGAAGGAGGAAGCAGAAAUGUAACCAAGCCAAAGACCGGCCGUGUUCGAAUUGUGCCAGGAGAUAUCCGCCUCCAUUAUGCACGUACGAAAGUUCAAGCCCGACGACACCUCCUAUAGGCCAAGCUGUGAAUUUUGGCAAUAGUGACAGGCAAAGAGCUCGAUUGAGCCAACCAAACAAUCUCAACGAAACACCAAACCCUGUUGUUCUGUACACAUCCCAGUAUUACAGCGGACCAAACCAGAAUUCUCACAACGCCUCGCCUACAUAUCAUUCCCCUUCUCCCACGACAAGAAAUGAUGGUCGGCUCUACCAAGGCAGCAGCUCAAGCAACCAGCAAGUAAUUGGCUCGUCAUCCGGCGGAGGCGAUCUUUUCCCAAUGUCGGGGGAAUAUUACGCGAGCGAUCAGAUGGGCUAUAAUACCACAGAAUCACCUCAUGGUAUCGGAUAUUACACGGCCUCGGACCAACCGCAAUGGUUAACAGGCGGCGAUCCAGACGUCUUUGUGGGAACUGGAACGGCGGAAUAUUUCUAUGUUGAUGAAUCCGAGCUUCCCAGAUCGAGCGGCGGGGGAAGGCAAUGA